This is a messenger RNA of Rotaria sp. Silwood2, 999 nucleotides long. The record is from the annotation of a GenBank genome assembly. NCBI's taxonomy places the organism in Eukaryota, Metazoa, Rotifera, Eurotatoria, Philodinida, Philodinidae.
UAACACCAAAAGAAGGUGCUCAAGUUGAAUUGAAUGCAGCUACUGGUGAAGCUAAAUUAUCAAUUCCGAAAGUUGAUUUACAACAACAUGCAGGAACAGUAACAUGUCGUCUUGAAAAUCCGCAUGGAACUCAAGAAGAAACAGCGCGACUUGAUAUUCUUGCUGCUCCACUUAUCACAACACAAUUACCAAAACAAGAAGAAACAGUUAGUGGCAAAGAUGUUACAUUACGAGUUGUUGUACGUGGUUCUCCACGACCAGAAGCACAAUGGUUUUUUAAUGAUACACCGAUAGCACCAGAAAAUGUUACGUUUGAUGAAGAAAAGAGUGAAUAUCAACUGUUAGUGAAACAACCAACUGUUACAACUAGUGAAGGAACAUAUCGAGUAAUAUUAAAGAAUAAUCUUGGAGAAACGGAAUCAACACCAUGUGUAUUGACUGUCUUGGAACAAGUAAAAUUAACGAAGGCAGCUCCAACAUCCGAUGUUGUGGAUUUGAAAGUUGGUGAACCAUUUGAGAUCUCGUUUGAUGUCGGUGGAAAGGAAGCGCCUAAAGUGCAGUUAUUGAAAGAUGGGAAAGAAGUGAAGUUCACAAGUGUUGAAGGUACACGACAUGUGUAUUCAGUUCCUGAAGUGAAACCGGAACAUCAAGGUGUAUACAAAUUGAUUGCGAAAAAUAAAACAUCGUCUGAAGAAUCUGCUGUGACAUUGAACGUGACAGGUACGUUUUUCAACGACACUGAACUGAAAAACUCUCCAAAACAUAAGGUUGAAGCAAAACAAAAUGUAUUUUCUCUAACUGUUAAUAAAUGUGAUCAUCCUGAUGUUGGUACAUAUCGUGUACUCAUCGACAAUGGAAUUGAUCAUACUGAACAAACUGCUAAACUUCACGUCGGAGGUAUAUAUGUUCUAUUCUCUAAUUUACAAUACUUUACCUUUCUUUUUCAGUGAAACCGAAAGUUGAAGCCGCAAAACCAGCAAAUGAUCAGGCAUGCAUCAU